Molecule: messenger RNA, 741 nt
Organism: Calliphora vicina (urban bluebottle blowfly)
Lineage: Eukaryota; Metazoa; Arthropoda; Insecta; Diptera; Calliphoridae
Exons: 3
Coding region: 64-594 (176 amino acids)
Source: RefSeq, a predicted model, not a curated record
UUGUGAAAGAAUUUAUUUAACAUUUUUGUAAAAUUGUAAUUAAUCCAAGUAAAACCAUAAAUAAUGUCAGUAACAAUGGAUAAUAUACCAAUAUUAAUAGACACAGAAGCCGAAACUAGCAUGGAACAAGAUGCUGAAGAAAAAAUACAGGCGAAAGUUAACAAUGCCACCGUUCAUAAUGGCACCAAAAGUCUAUUCAAUAUAACAUUUGAUAAUUUCGAUGAGCAGAAAAAUGAAAGUGAACAAUUUAAAGACUAUGAAAGUCGUCUGCAUCAGGAAAUGAAAGAUUGGAAAUCUGUUUUAUAUAAUGCCUACAAGGAUUUGAAACAAUCAAAACAAAAGCAUCCAGUGGUAGAUAAAACCAUACUGCCGCCGGAAAAACUCGAAUAUUUGGAAAAGGCUGAUUGUUUGCAAAAUUUCAUUAGAGAAUCUAUUGAGUUUAGACAACAGGCUUUACUGUUUUUAGAAUAUGACUAUGCGGAAUUCAUGGAAAUGAGGGAGAAUCUGGAGACUCUUUGUGAACAUAAAUUGGAUUUAAUAAAAGCUAAUAAGAUAGCCGAAAAUUUGGCAAAUGUUAAUAGAAUAAAACCAUAAAUUAAUAUCAGAGACGGCAUUUUAUGUAAACAUUUUGAAACAAUAAUUAAUAAGAAAACUAAUAUAAAAUGAUUGUAUGCAAUUAAAUAGUAUUUACUCUUCUAAAACAGAGUUAUUUAUAAAACCUAACGUAUAUGAAAAAUAUUA